AUGUUUAGCAAAGACACGAAAAAGACACCUGAUAAUAGGUCGUCGUCACCAUAUCUUUCCGAAAACGACCCAGAAGACCCUCAGAUCCUCAAUCCUACCAUCUCCAAUACAAAUGCGCCUCCUCCAGUUUUUGAUCCAGAUACUUUCAAUCCUCCAGACGGCGGGUUUCGUGCAUGGUCUCAGGUUUUUGCUGUUAUCCUCAUUAAUGCUCUGGCAUGGGGCUAUCCAGCCUCUUUCGGCGUUUACCAGCUUCAUUAUGAGGAGUCUCUUGGCCUACCGUCGUCACAGAUUUCGUGGAUCGGCUCCUGUCAGACUUUCUUGACUUUCGCUUUCUGCGCUCCGGCCGGUCGUCUUGCCGAUGCUGGAUAUACCAGAGAGACUGUCGCCCUUGGAAGCUUCUUGGCCAUUCUUGGGACAUUUAUGACAAGUCUAUGUAAGCAGUAUUGGCAGAUAUUUCUCGCCCAGGGUGUUUGCACAGGAAUUGGCCUCGCUCUGCUCUUCAUGCCUGCUGUGACUGUUCUGGGCUCAUAUUUCAAGGCGAAGAAGGCCUUUGCUCUCGCGCUUGGUGCCACGGGGACUGGCUUGGGAUCCAUUAUCUUCCCUGCAACAUUGCAAUAUCUCAUUCCGCAGAUUGGAUUCCCGUGGGCUGUUAGAUGUGCUGCUUUCGUUGCUCUCUUUAUGAUUGUCGUUGCCAAUAUCAUGCUGAAGCCAUACCUGCCCCCAAGGAAAACAGGUCCAUUGAUGGAAUGGGAUGCGUUCAAGGAACUUCCCUUCGUCUUGUUCGUUCUGGGCGCCUUCCUGAACUUUUACGCCUUGUACUUUGGUUUCUUUUAUAUCAACGUUUAUGCACGCAACGUGAUUGGAUUCUCAUCUGUUGAAGCUGUCAGCCUGUUGCUAAUUGUCAACGCCAUGAGUAUUCCUGCACGCCCUAUAAUGGGAUACCUCGCAGAUAAUGUCCUGGGACCUAUAAAUACGUUCAUCAUCGGUUUGUUUGCGUUGAGCAUCAUGUUGUAUUGCUGGAUAGGUGUCAAGACUGCUGCGGGCAUGUAUGUGUUUUGUGUGUUCUUUGGAUUCGCGAACGGUGCGUGUCAGGGAACGUUCGUUGGAGCAAACGCGAGCUUGACAAAGGACCCUCGUAAGAUGGGAACUCGUUUCGGUAUGGUUCAGACAAUUUCUGCUUUUGCAAGUCUGGCUGGGCCACCAACCGCCGGCGCCAUUCUCGAUACUUCCAACGGGAACUUUACUUAUGCACAGAUUUGGGGCGGAACCGUGUUCUUCUUUGCUACUGUUGUAGUUACGGGGUCUCGAAUUGCAUCGACAGGAUGGGUAUUAUUGAAAAAGAAAUAA
Molecule: messenger RNA, 1347 nt
Organism: Fusarium pseudograminearum CS3096
Lineage: Eukaryota; Fungi; Ascomycota; Sordariomycetes; Hypocreales; Nectriaceae
Exons: 3
Coding region: 1-1347 (448 amino acids)
Biological process (GO): transmembrane transport
Cellular component (GO): fungal-type vacuole membrane
Molecular function (GO): transmembrane transporter activity
Source: RefSeq, a predicted model, not a curated record